GCGUCGCUCGCUUAUCUACGUACUUUGUACUUAAUACUGUCAUACGUGCCUUCGUUUUAUGCCUACUACUAUUAUUAAUAACGCUUAAUAGUAAUUUACCUAGUGAUUACGUUUUAUAUCGAAUUCGCCGUAAAAUGCUAUGUAAUAUAUGUAAUGACGAUGUUUUUGAUGAAGAUGAAAUAAAAUGCUCAUCCUGUAAUGGCUUUCACCAUUUUGGUUGUGUUGCGCUAAGGGAAACGGCUUUUAGAAAAAUGUCUAAAAGUGCAAAAAAAAAUUGGUGCUGUAUCAAAUGUAAAAACGCCGUUAAUAAUUCUAUUUCGGAAACGCCUAUAAUUACUCGUGCGGAUAUUAAAGUGGAUCAAUUGCUAACAAAUGAAUCUUUCAAAAAUCUCGUUGACUCGGUAAAUUUCAUGAGCGACAAGUUUGAUACAUUUGGUAGUCAAAUACAAGAACUUGUGAUAUCAAUUAACACUAUGAGGGAAGAAAAUAGAAUAUUAAAGGAGCAAAAUAAUAAUCUGCGUAAUGAUAUUAAUUUUUUGCAAAAAAGAAUGAAUAAUUUAGAACAAAAAACUCUCGAUAACUUUGUGGAAAUUAUUGGUGUUCCUGAAAUAAGUAAUGAAAAUUGUAAGAAAACAGUGGAAAAAAUUGCUACAUCUCUAAAAUUGAAAAUCGAAGUUGUAAAUGCGUUUCGUGUUCACUCAAAAAUCAAGACACGGCCAAGUAAAAUUGUUGCGGAGUUAACUAUGAAACAAAACAAAAAAGAAAUGAUUGAACUAUCCAGGAAAACGAAGUUAACAGGUAGUAAUGUUGAUGCUGACUGGAAAAAUAAUGCUAUUUAUGUAAAUGAUAACCUAACUCAAUUUAACAGAAACUUAUUCUUUAAAACUAAAACAUUUGCUCGUGAAUCGGGAUAUAGAUAUGUUUGGUUUAAAGAUACAAAGCUAUUUAUAAAAAAAAAUGAUAACUCGAAAGCAUUUCUAGUAGACAGUGAACUGUCUCUAACAAAAUUAACUUAAUUUGCUCUACCUAAUA
Molecule: messenger RNA, 1032 nt
Organism: Melanaphis sacchari
Lineage: Eukaryota; Metazoa; Arthropoda; Insecta; Hemiptera; Aphididae
Exons: 1
Coding region: 135-1016 (293 amino acids)
Source: RefSeq, a predicted model, not a curated record